CAGAAGUUAAACACACAAGUCGGCAGGCAGGUCCCGACGCGCGCCCACCGCCGCUCUCUUCUCCUCGCCUCGCCGCAGCGGCGGCUGGCUUCCUCCUCCCUCUUCUCUUCCUUGCGCCGCCCGCCUAUAUAUACACGCCCAGCCGCUUCACCUCGCGCCCCUCCCCUCGCCCGUGCUGCCACCACCCUCGUCUCAUCCCCUCUCUCUGUGUGCACGGUUCCUCCCCCCACCCGCCCACGUGAACCCGCUCCGAUCCGAUCCGCCCACGUUCGGCAGAUAAACAUAUCCAAGUCAAGAUGGUUAGGUUCGGGAAAAAGUUGAUGGCCGAUCAAGUUCCAGAGUGGAGAGGGUACUACAUAAACUACAAGCUGAUGAAGAAGAGAGUAAAACAAUACGGGCAGCAGCUCCAACAGGGCGAGAAAGAUCGUCGCCGGGUUCUCAAGGAUUUCUCGAAGAUGCUUGAUGAUCAGAUUGAGAAGAUUGUCCUAUUUCUGCUGGAGCAACAAGGAAUGCUGGCAAGCAGGAUAGAGAAGCUAGGAAAGGAAAGGGCAAUACUAGCAGAACAGCCAGAUAUAUCUGGUAUUACUGGGUUGCGAGAAGCUUAUAGAGAAGUUGGUCUGGACCUUAUCAAACUUCUCAAAUUUGUUGAUCUAAAUGCAACUGGCAUUAGGAAAAUUUUGAAGAAGUUUGAUAAGCGCUUCAGUUACAGAUUUACUGAUUACUAUGUGUCAAGCAGAUCAAAUCACCCAUACUCUCAGCUACAGCAGGUCUUCAAGCAUGUGGGUGUUGGAGCUGUUGUAGGUGCCCUGUCACGCAACCUUGCGGACCUUCAAGAGCGUCAAGGAAGUUAUUUGUCUAUUUAUGACCAGCCAUCUUCUGCUCUUAAGGACCCAAUCAUUGAUAUGAUAAAUUCAUCGGUGGAUAAGCUAACACGCUCAACUAAUUUUCUACGGUUUUUGGGACAACAUGCCCUAAUUGCACAUGAGGAGUCUCCUAGUACUGCAGGAGAGGAAGAAAUAGAAGAUCAGAAAUAUCAUUUCGUGUCCCUUAUGUUGAAUUUGGUGAACACAUUCCUUUACAUGGUGAACACAUACAUCAUUGUGCCAACUGCAGAUGACUAUUCAGUGAGCCUUGGGGCUGCUUCUACUGUUUGUGGUGUUGUUAUUGGCUCAAUGGCUGUUGCACAGAUAUUUUCCUCAGUUUACUUCAGUGCAUGGUCCAACAAGUCAUAUUUUCAACCACUUAUUUUCAGCAGUAUUGUUCUUUUCCUGGGUAAUGUGUGCUAUGCAAUGGCUUACGAUAUGAAAUCCCUGACAGUCCUAAUCGUUGGCCGCCUACUCUGUGGGCUGGGCUCUGCAAGAGCUGUAAAUCGCCGGUAUAUUAGUGAUUGUGUCCCGGCAAGGAUACGUAUGCAAGCUUCAGCAGGAUUCGUAAGUGCAAGUGCACUUGGGAUGGCUUGUGGGCCAGCGCUGGCUGGUUUACUUCAGUGGCGAUUUAAGAUCUACAUGGUUACAUUCAAUCAGUCAACUCUGCCUGGUUGGUUGAUGGCAGUUGCAUGGCUACUGUACUUAGUUUGGCUAUCGAUCUCGUUCAAGGAACCAAAUCGUGCCGAGGUCAAUGAUACCCCACAACAUCCUCCUUCGGGACAAAGGACGGAUAUAGAUCGAGUAGAAAAUGGACUGGCACAGCCAUUGCUCAGAGAUUCUGAAAGCAAACAAAAUGAAGAUGACGAUGAAGAAGAAGGCGAUGAUAGUGAAGAAUCUACUAAAGAUUCUCGCACACCUGCAACUUCGAUAGGUUCAGCAUACAGAUUGCUUACUCCAUCAGUCAAGGUCCAAUUGUUGAUAUACUUCAUGCUCAAAUACGCGAUGGAGAUUUUACUUUCUGAAUCAAGUGUUAUUACCAAUCACUAUUUCAAGUGGAAUACAAGUGCAGUCGCAAUAUUUCUGGCGAUUCUGGGCUUGACAGUACUUCCUAUUAAUGCUGUUGUUGGGACAUACAUCAGCAACAUGUUUGAGGACAGGCAACUCUUGAUGGCUUCUCAAAUCACGCUGCUAGUAGGCAUUAUUUUCAGCUUCAAAGUUACGGGUACAUACUCUGUCAUCCAGUAUGUCCUCUCAGCGCUCAUUACAUUUGUUUCUGCUGAAGUUCUUGAAGGAGUCAACCUCUCCCUUCUGUCGAGCGUGAUGUCCUCGCGCCUCUCCCGCGGCACAUACAAUGGCGGGCUCCUCUCGACAGAGGCCGGGACACUGGCACGAGUGGUUGCUGACGGCACCAUCACCGCGGCAGGGUACCUUGGUAUCGGGAGCCUUCUGAACGUCACCCUGCUGCCCUCCCUUGUGAUCUGCGUCGCGUCGAUAGCGUGCACCUUCUUGACCUACAACUCGCUCUUCUGAUAGCAAGGAUCGAUCGGUCAUCAUUGUAUCUGCCGUCACCAUCCUUGUCAGUUUGGGAAGCUAGCUAGCUGCUGACUCCGAUUGCGUGAUUGCUCAAAGGGACAGUCGUAUAUGCUGGUCGAUCCGGUGAUCAGUGCAAUCAUCAUAUGUACCUGAAGCAAGGCUCUGCAAAUCGCGUUGCAAAAUUUUGAUCGGUUUCGGUCUGUGUUAAUGAAAUUGAAUAGCAUCCAUCUUCAUUAGCUGAUCAGUGCAUUCCGUUAACGCGGAGACGGUAGCUCGGGAGCGAUCUCGCCCCACCUUCCUGUCCACUAGUUUGCCCCCUUCCUCUUCUUUUUCUCUCUCUUAGUUAAUUAGAGAAAGUUGUUAACAAGCAAAAGUAUUAUUUGUGUGAUAUCUUUUUUUAAUCCUUUUGUGUCA
Messenger RNA from Brachypodium distachyon (stiff brome), 2813 nucleotides. RefSeq names its product SPX domain-containing membrane protein Os06g0129400. Gene Ontology annotation, biological process: transmembrane transport. Bases 297 to 2396 code for a protein of 699 amino acids. The record is from RefSeq and is a predicted model, not a curated record. Gene Ontology annotation, molecular function: transmembrane transporter activity. The transcript is spliced from 11 exons. Lineage: Eukaryota; Viridiplantae; Streptophyta; Magnoliopsida; Poales; Poaceae. Gene Ontology annotation, cellular component: membrane.